AUGGACGCCAUUCAAGCGGUUGCAGUUCAGUUGGAGAUGCCCUUAGGGUGGUUAGUGGGCGAGCAUAAUUGGGAACCCCUCAUCUCGGGUUCGAAUCCCCUCUAUCCAGCCGCGCCUCUUCAGUGGGACAAAUCAAGUGUGGGUCCGAUGCCGGUGUUUGACACCCCAUACUUGCAAGUAUUGGUUGGAAAAAGAACUCGAAAGCGCAUAGAUGCUAGGUCUAUCGUACAAUUGCUUCAUAGUAUUGGUGCACCACCUGGAACAAGAGCAUAUAUUGAGCAAUCAACUCCUUUUCCACAGGAUGGAAAACAGGGGUGGUGGAGUGGGGGAUUCACAUAUGGAUUGUGGAUUGGGAUUUUAGUUGCAUCAGGCUUCUCUGUUGUUCCCAUAACAUCUCGUCUAUGGAAAGAUCAGUUUCAACUUUGUGGGAGUUCUUAUAGCAAGGAUGAUAGCAGAAAAACUGCAUCGAUCUUGUUUCCAUCAAUGAGCUCCUUCUUGAAGAGGAAGAAAGAUCAUGGUCGAGCUGAAGCUCUCCUCAUUGCUGCUUGUGGAAAGGGUCUUAAAUUGCAGUCAGAAGCUAACAUUUCCUCAGAUUAUGAUCUCAAAGAGUGAUCAGAUAUUUUGAGUAGUGAAAGCUUUAGUUAGCAUGUUCAGCUGGAGCAGUAUUUCAUUUUUUUCUCUUUCUUUUUUUUUCCCACUCACUGUUUAAGGUAAUCUCUAACCAUUUUGAUGGAACUAAGUCUUCGUUUGAGAUAGUUUUUUUACUGCUUUUAAAGUAAUUUUUUAGUACAAAAAUUUUUAUUUAAAAAAAUUUUUGUACUAAAAAGUUGCUUUAGAAAGGGGUAAGAAAACUGUCACAAAUGAGUGAAAUUAUUACGUGCGGUCACCGGAUGAUGUCCAUAUGCAAAUCAGGACGCACCACGUCACCAUUUGCUGUGUAUCGGAGUGAUGUGGUGCAUCCUGAUUCGUCUCUGGACUGUCCGGUGACCGCUCGUAAUAAUUUCUCCACAAAUGAAGCUUAUGUUCUUGUAAGGCUGAUAGGCAUAUAUUAAUGAAGAAAUUCUGAGAAAGAUCAAGCUGGUUUAUUGUUUAUGAGGUGAUUUGUUUCCUUUUGUUCAUUAAAAAGGGGAUUUAGAGUCCCUUUGGGAUUGGAUGUUACUGUCUGUAAUAUUAGUUAUGAAAUUGUUGUAAGAAAAAGAAGAAGUUAUUAUGAGUAUUUUA
Dendrobium catenatum is the source of this 1221-nucleotide messenger RNA. Its product is annotated as Holliday junction resolvase MOC1, chloroplastic. Gene Ontology annotation, molecular function: crossover junction DNA endonuclease activity. The record is from RefSeq and is a predicted model, not a curated record. The coding region runs from base 1 to 612 and encodes 203 amino acids. NCBI's taxonomy places the organism in Eukaryota, Viridiplantae, Streptophyta, Magnoliopsida, Asparagales, Orchidaceae. The transcript has 6 exons.